GUGAGUCAUAUAGGGCAAGUCCUUGCCUAGUGUGUGUGUGUGUGAGAGAGAGAGAGUGUGUGUGUGAGUGUGUAUCCUGCCUCUUCUGCCCCGGAGCUCUAAAGGCGCAGCAGCAGCGCAGCGGGCGGACCGAAGGAACCGUCCGCGUCCCCGUCCUCCUCCAGCCGGCCGCCGUCCCCGAGAGAGGGGGUCCGGGUCUUCAUGGAGCCGCUCCGGGUGUCUCUCCUCUGCUGGGGACUCGUGCUGUUCGCCGGGGUCCUGCUCCGGGAGGCGGACGCCUCAAUAAUGAAAAUCAGGAAACUCUGCAAGUUCUGUGACGUGCAGCCGACCAACUGCAACGGGAAAGGCAGCUGCAGUUCGGGCUGCGAGAUCACCUCCAUCUGCACCGACGACAACGACGUGUGUGUCAGUAUUUGGAGAAAGAAUGACGAUAACGUCACCUUUGAUACGGUGUGCCACGACCCUGCUAAGAGGCUGUACGGCCUGGUCCUGGAGGACUACAACAACAGCAAAUGUGAAAUGAAGGAGCGACGAGGAAUGGGCUCACUCUUCUUCAUCUGCUCCUGCUCCGAGGACGAGUGUAACGACCACAUCUUCUUCAAUGCUGGUUCCUCAGACGUGGACUCCCAGGUGGUUUUGGUCAUCUUGGUCAGCCUGGUGCCUCUCCUGGUGAUCGCUGUGGUGGUCAUCGCCUCUUUCUACUGCUACCGGGUCUACCGCCAGCGCCAGGCCCACUCCAGGCGCAAGAAGGGGUCGCCGCUGGACUUCAGCGACGCCCACGCCAUCAUCAUAGACGAGGACGGCUCGGACAGCAGCUCCACGCACGCCAACAACCUCAACCACAACACCGAGCUGCUGCCCAUCGAGCUGGACGUCCUGGUGGGGAAGGGCCGCUUCGCCGAGGUGUACAAGGCCAAGCUGAAGCAGGGCUCCUCCGUCAGCGAGGAGCAGGGCUUCGAGACGGUCGCCAUCAAGAUCUUCGCCUACGAGGAAUACGCGUCCUGGAAGAACGAGAAGGAUAUUUUCUCCGACGCCGACCUGAGGCACGAGAACGUGCUGCACUUCCUGACGGCGGAGGAGAGGAAGGCUCAGAGGCAGUACUGGCUGAUCACGGCCUACCAGCCGCGGGGGAACCUCCAAGAGUACCUGACCCGCCACGUGGUCAGCUGGCCCGACCUGUGGACGCUGGGCAGCUCGCUGGCCCGCAGCGUGGCGCACCUCCACAGCGACCGCACGGCCUGCGGCCGCUACAAGGUGCCCAUCGCGCACAGGGACAUCAAGAGCUCCAACAUCCUGGUGAACAGCGACCUGACCUGCUGCCUGUGCGACUUCGGCCUGGCGCUGCGGCUGGACAACACUCUGUCUGUGGACGAGCUGGCCAACAGCGGCCAGGUGGGCACUGCAAGGUACAUGGCUCCAGAGGUGCUGGAGUCCAGAAUCAACCUUGAAAAUAUUGAGUCUUUCAAACAAGCCGAUGUUUAUUCCAUGGCUCUCGUGUUGUGGGAGCUCAUCUCCAGGUGCAGUGCAAUCGGAGAGGUGAAAGAGUACGAGCCACCGUUUGGGAACCUGAGGGAAAACCCCUGUGUAGAGAGCAUGAAGGACAGCGUUCUACGAGACAGGGGACGACCCGAGAUCCCCAACAGCUGGAUCAACCACACAGGCGUCCAGAUGGUGUGUGCCUCCAUACAGGAGUGCUGGGACCACGACCCCGAGGCCCGCCUCACGGCCCAGUGUGUCGCCGAGCGCUUCAACGACAUGGAGUACCUGGACAAGCUGUCGGACCGCUCCGACUCGGAGGAGAAGAUCCCCGAGGAGAUCUGUGUGGUGGAUGAGAAGCAGACGCUCUAACAGGGACGCUGCCCCCAGCAGGCCGGCCGAGGGAAUCGCAGCCGGGGCGGGACUGCACGGCGAGGGCCAGAGGAGCAAACUGGAAAAUCCUGCAGAGGAAAUAGGAAAAAAAAAAAAGACUUACUUCAAGCAUCAGGAUCAAGUCAAGAACAAACAGGGAGAUGCCUUUAUAAAGCUUUUUUAACCAAAUACUUUUUGCACUUUAAAAGUAUCUAUGCACAGCCAAUGAUAUAUUUUCAGUGCCUUUCUCUCUUUUUUUGUUUGUUUGGACGACAUUUCAGGUAUAGGAAAUAAAGGGACUGUGCCUAUUUAUGAAAAAGAGAUCAAACAGAGGAAUGGGAAAUGUUCAGAAGCUAAAACACUAACAUCUCCCCCGUACUGUUAUUCAGCUGCGCCCUUUGUUUUCCGAGGUGGCCAGCUGGUCCUGGAUGAAUGUCAAAGGGACCGGAUGACAAUGCCUCCCCAGACUGGAGGUGGAAGUGGAGUUUCUGGUGUGAAAUGGAAAUUACUCCCGGCCGAGGAACAGGAAAGCCAUCCGAGGCGGUAAUGCGCAGGGAGAGGUGAAAUCAUAACUCAAGGACUAGGAACUGUAGGUUUUAGACAUCAAAUUCAGGCUGAAAGGAACAGAAAACACAUAUGAAUAUAUCUGUGUGUGUGUGUGUGUGUGUGUGUGUGUGUGUGGGUGUGUGGGUGUGUGUGUGUGUGUGAGAGAGAGAGAGAGAGAGCCUCAGAUCCGAAAAGGAAAGUCUGAAUAAUCAGACCAAAAGAAGAAAAGAGAAGAGAGACUUGUAUUAUAGGGACUGUAAAGUGCAGGAUCCAGUCUGAUGCCCAUAUGUUAUUAAAGCCGAACUUCUUUUUUUCUUUUUCACAGAAAAGAGAUCCCUGAUCCAAACCUCAAAACGCAUCUUAUCAAAGCAGUUUUUGUAUAAAAAUGUAAAGGCAUUAUUAAAAAUGUUAUUGUACCCUU
Molecule: messenger RNA, 2815 nt
Organism: Salarias fasciatus (jewelled blenny)
Lineage: Eukaryota; Metazoa; Chordata; Actinopteri; Blenniiformes; Blenniidae
Product: TGF-beta receptor type-2-like
Exons: 7
Coding region: 202-1848 (548 amino acids)
Biological process (GO): cell surface receptor protein serine/threonine kinase signaling pathway; heart development; protein phosphorylation
Cellular component (GO): plasma membrane; signaling receptor complex
Molecular function (GO): transforming growth factor beta receptor activity, type II; metal ion binding; ATP binding
Source: RefSeq, a predicted model, not a curated record